Messenger RNA from Vitis vinifera (wine grape), 803 nucleotides. Its product is annotated as two-component response regulator ARR2-like. The transcript is spliced from 3 exons. Bases 54 to 803 code for a protein of 249 amino acids. Gene Ontology annotation, biological process: phosphorelay signal transduction system; cytokinin-activated signaling pathway. The record is from RefSeq and is a predicted model, not a curated record. Lineage: Eukaryota; Viridiplantae; Streptophyta; Magnoliopsida; Vitales; Vitaceae.
UUCUUUGCAGUACUGUCUGAAUUCAAAGAUUUUUCACUUGGAAUCUUGCAGACAUGAGAUUUGAGAGAGCUGAAUCAGAUCCUCCUACUGAAGGGUCUAAUGGGCACAAAGACAUUUGUGUUUUGGUUGUGGAUUGUGAUCCCACUAGCCUCAUGACCAUUUCAGGAAUGCUUAGAGCUUUGACAUAUCAAGUUGUGACUGUGGAACGAGUUACUGAUGCACUGGCGAUGAUACUGGAAAGAAAGGAUGAAGUCGACCUUGUGAUGACAGAGCUUCACAUGCCUGACAUGGAUGGACUGCAGCUCCUUGAUGAAAUCCAAAAAACUUCAAAAUUGCCUGUUGUUAUUAUGUCGGCUGAUGCUGAGGAGGAUGCCAUGUUGAGGAGUCUUAAUAAGGGUGCUACGUAUUAUAUGAUGAAGCCGGUUGAGAUGGGAAGUAUAAAAAACCUUUGGCAGUAUGUGUUCUUGAAUAGGAGGGAUAAACAGCUGCAGAAAACUGGGCAGAAGGGUGGUGUCCAGGUUGAAUCAUUGGGGGAAAAUGAAUCAGAUGUAGAUGCAGGUAGUGCACUGAUCAGUAAUGGGAAGCAUGGUUACCAAGAGCCCACAACAGACACUGUAGAGACCGACAAAGACGAUGACGAUGAGGAAGAUACCCUUACUUCGCCUAUUCGAAAGAAGGCGAAACUCACUUGGACGACUGAACUUCAUGACAAAUUCUUGCUCGCCAUUGGUGAAUUAGGCCUUGAUAGUAAGACACAUAAAUUUUUAUUCUUAUGGUAUUGUCCAUGGAUGUAUAAAUUAUAA